Schistocerca serialis cubense is the source of this 688-nucleotide messenger RNA. RefSeq lists its product as uncharacterized. The record is from RefSeq and is a predicted model, not a curated record. Lineage: Eukaryota; Metazoa; Arthropoda; Insecta; Orthoptera; Acrididae. The coding region runs from base 7 to 411 and encodes 134 amino acids. The transcript has 3 exons.
GAGGAAAUGAAGGAGUGUUUCUUCACCAAGAGUCCAGACCACAAAGAUGUCAUCUAUAAACCUACACCAGGCCAGGGCAAGCAGCUGUUGGGUCUUCAGGAAAGCCUCCUCCAUGCGGCCCAUGAAGUGGUUGGCAUAGGACGGAGCCAUCCUAGUUCCCAUGGCUGUUCCCCUGAUUUGUUUGUAGGUCUGGCCUUCAAAAGUGAAGUAAUUAUGGGUGAGGAUGAGGUUGGUAAGUGUGAUAAGGAACGAGGUUUUUGGAAGAUCUUCGGGUGGGCGUUGGGAGAGGUAGUGCUCAAGGGCAGAGAGACCAUGGGUAUGUGGGAUGUUUGUGUAAAGGAAUGUAGCAUCUAUGGUGACAAGAAAGGUUUCAGGUGGGAGAGGAGUGGGAAUGGAUUUGAGGUGUUCUAGGAAGUGGUAUGUGUCUUUGAUGUAGGAUGGGAGUCUGCGGGUGAUAGGUUGGAGGUGUUGGUCUACCAGAGCUAAGAUACGUUCUGUUGGAGCUUUGAAGCUUGCUACAAUGAGACGGUCAGGAUGGUUCUCUUUGUGGAUUUUGGGUAACAGGUAAAAGGUAGGGGUACGUGGCUCAGGUGGAGUGAGUAAGUCUAUGGAAGCCAUUGUGAGGCCUUGUGAGGGACCUUGGAUUUUGAGGAAUUUCUGCAGCUCAGUCUGGAUGGAGGGAAUGGGA